This is a messenger RNA of Chlorella variabilis, 639 nucleotides long. RefSeq lists its product as hypothetical. The annotation marks the transcript as partial. The record is from RefSeq and is a predicted model, not a curated record. The transcript is spliced from 4 exons. Lineage: Eukaryota; Viridiplantae; Chlorophyta; Trebouxiophyceae; Chlorellales; Chlorellaceae.
GACAUGGACGGCACGCUUACACGUGCCGUGAUUGACUUUGCGGAAAUGCGUCGCCGGGUAGCGGCGGUAGCGGGGCUGGACGGCAUACAAGGAGACAUCCUGGACGUCAUCGCCUCGUGGCCGGUGGCGCAGCAGGAGGCAGCGCACGCAGCAAUAGCGGAGAUUGAGGCACAGGCCCUUCGAGACAUGCAGCUGAUGCCAGGCGUGCUCGAGCUGUCACAGAAAUUGGACGAGCGUGGCGUGCCACGCGCCCUAGUGACCCGCAAUGUGAAUGCCUCCAUCGCGUUUUUUCAUCGUCACCACUUCACGUUGCCACCAUUCACUCCCGCUCUUUCACGCGAGUUUGCGCCAUACAAGCCAAACCCUGCCAGCUUGCUGCACAUCGCUGAAAAGUGGGGCGUGCCUCCUGAGGAGCUCGUAAUGGUGGGCGACAGUGCGAAAGAUGAUAUUGUGUGUGGCAACCGGGCAGGGGCGGUGACCAUUUUGCUGGAUGAGGAGCGGCGGUGGGGCAGCGUGAUGGAGCUGCAGGGUGAGGAGCGGCCGCACUUUAUUGCUCGCUCGCUGGGAGAGGUGCAGCAGGUGCUGGAGCACCACGUGGAGCUGCUGCCGCCUGCAGUGCCGCCGCAGCCCUUGACCUGA